Molecule: messenger RNA, 695 nt
Organism: Ilex paraguariensis (yerba mate)
Lineage: Eukaryota; Viridiplantae; Streptophyta; Magnoliopsida; Aquifoliales; Aquifoliaceae
Source: the annotation of a GenBank genome assembly
CGCACGCGAUCGCACACAGAAAAGGGGGGAGAGAUAGAGAGGGGAACGAAAAUGGCGACGGCGAUGGUGAGAUCUGGCCUCCGAACGGCCCUUCGCGGUGGGUCACGGGGAACUCCUGCUACCAAGAGAACAUUUUCUGCCUCUGCUCGUCACGACGAUGCCUAUGAGGCGGGAAAGUGGGAGAAGAUUACUUAUGCCGGCAUUGCCACAUGUUCUAUUCUGGCGAUCUUCAUACUGUCCAAGGGUCAUCAUCAUCAUGAAGAACCUCCUCCGUACCCAUAUUUGCACAUUCGUAACAAAGAGUUUCCAUGGGGUCCAGAUGGCCUUUUUGAGGCGAAGAAACACUGAUCUUUGAAGGAGGUCAACAUCAUAGAGACUUCAGGAAUAACAGUUGUUAGUUUGUUUCUCCCAUGUGAUCAAUCUAGUACUGAAAACUACCUUGGAGAUGAUUUCUUUGGCCCUGCUUUCAGGAAACUAUUGUUUUCAGGCUGUAUUUGGAGUUAAAAUAUUUGCAUGUUUCCUUUCCCAUCACGUUGUUUCUUGUUAUGUGCUUUGCAGCAAAAUAAAUUUAGCAAACACCUGGUUCUAUGGUAGGUGAUGAUAGUUCUCCUUAAUUUUCCGGUGGGUAGUGCUAACAUUGUCUAAUAAGUCUGAUCUCUGAAUUUGUGAGCUUGUAGCUGGCAGUCUGUUGAGGC